CAACUCUCUCUUCAUCUACUCCACUCUCUCAUAUCCUACAUAAAAACCUUUCUCUUACAAUACUCACUUCUUAUCACUUUCUUUUGGCUUCUUCUUGUGCGAGUUAGUAGUGGCUACAAGUAGUACAUAUAUUCUUCUUCUUCUUCCUCUUACUGAUGAACAACUAAAUUGAGUUGGCAAAAGCAACAAUAAUAGUAUAAUAAUAAUAAUGGAAGAAGUAAAGGAGAACUGGGUUAUUAAUGGGUCUGAAGAUGAGCUUAUUGUAAGAGAGCUUCUUGAUGAUGAGUCUCCUUUCUUUCUUUUGCCAAAUGAACUUCCUCUUCAAUCCAAACUCACAUCUCCAGAUGACCAUACUAAUCGCCUCAUCUCCACAGUCUAUUCUGGGCCAACAAUUCAUGAUAUUGAGAAUGCUUUAUCGUUCACAGCAAGCCACAAGGAUCACUCCCAGGCAAUUUCACAAGCCAGAAUUUCGAUAUUGGAAAAGGGUCUGGGAUUGAGUAAGACUGAUAAUAACAAGUAUACUCUGAAACUCAAGACCUGUGGCAAUGGGAUGGCUGAUGAUGGUUAUAAAUGGAGAAAGUAUGGCCAAAAAUCUAUUAAGAACAGUCCAUUUCCUAGGAGCUAUUACAGAUGCACAAACCCAAGAUGCAGUGCCAAAAAGCAGGUAGAAAGAUCAAGUGAGGAUCAAGACACACUUGUAAUCACUUAUGAAGGACUCCAUUUACAUUUUGCUUACCCAUAUUUUCUAGUAGACCAAGCUAAUCAUCUUAAGCCCCCAUUAAAAAAGCCCAAGAAGAGCACAUCAAAAGCUGAAGAAACCCAACAAACACAAGAGGAUGAGGCCCAAGAAUGUCCAUCACAAGAAGCAAGUGCAACCCUAACUAGCUCACUUGAUGACUGCCCACAAGGAUCAGGAGGUCCUCAGGGCCUGCUUGAAGAUGUGGUUCCUUUCAUGAUCAGGAAUCCAUCAAACACUAACAAUAUUGCAUCUUCCAUGUCUUCUUGUUCGCCUCCUACUUCACCUUCUUCCCUGUCUUGGUCCCCUAUUCAAUCCCAUUCAUGUUUUGAUUUUGGCAUAAGCACUAGUAUUAGCCAUUAGGUGAAUGAAUGUACAAUUAUAUGUGUGGGUCGAAAGCCCCACAACCCCUCUACUUUUUGGUUUGUUAUGGAUGAUAAUAGUUUGUUCUAAUAAUGUAAAAUUUUAUUAAUUAGAUAUACAUUUCAUUAAUUACAAAGCUA
Molecule: messenger RNA, 1239 nt
Organism: Ricinus communis (castor bean)
Lineage: Eukaryota; Viridiplantae; Streptophyta; Magnoliopsida; Malpighiales; Euphorbiaceae
Product: probable WRKY transcription factor 49
Exons: 3
Coding region: 209-1099 (296 amino acids)
Biological process (GO): regulation of DNA-templated transcription
Cellular component (GO): nucleus
Molecular function (GO): DNA-binding transcription factor activity; transcription cis-regulatory region binding
Source: RefSeq, a predicted model, not a curated record